Messenger RNA from Apodemus sylvaticus (European woodmouse), 1706 nucleotides. RefSeq names its product flotillin 1 (gene Flot1). The coding region runs from base 180 to 1466 and encodes 428 amino acids. Gene Ontology annotation, biological process: positive regulation of endocytosis; positive regulation of cell junction assembly; positive regulation of cell-cell adhesion mediated by cadherin. NCBI's taxonomy places the organism in Eukaryota, Metazoa, Chordata, Mammalia, Rodentia, Muridae. The record is from RefSeq and is a predicted model, not a curated record. The transcript has 13 exons. Gene Ontology annotation, cellular component: plasma membrane.
GGGGGCGGGGUCGCGUCUGUUGCUGCAACAGGGUGCGGCCGGGUGGGGGGCGCAAGUGCAGCUGCCACUAAGUCGGGCGUCGAGCAGUCCCCACCCCGUUCUGGGGUUCUGCGGGUCUCCGCACUUCCCCAGACCCCAGUGGGGUUCCUCCCGGCGUUCCGGAAGCCGCAUCUUCAACCAUGUUUUUCACUUGUGGCCCGAAUGAGGCCAUGGUGGUCUCCGGGUUCUGCAGGAGCCCACCAGUCAUGGUGGCCGGAGGCCGAGUGUUUGUUCUACCCUGCAUUCAACAAAUCCAGAGGAUCUCCCUCAACACAUUGACCCUCAAUGUCAAGAGUGAGAAGGUUUAUACCCGCCACGGGGUCCCCAUCUCAGUCACAGGCAUUGCCCAGGUGAAAAUCCAGGGCCAGAACAAGGAGAUGCUGGCAGCCGCCUGCCAGAUGUUCCUGGGGAAGACGGAGGCAGAGAUCGCCCACAUUGCCCUGGAGACACUGGAGGGCCACCAGAGGGCAAUCAUGGCCCACAUGACUGUGGAGGAGAUCUAUAAGGAUAGACAGAAAUUCUCAGAGCAGGUUUUCAAAGUGGCCUCCUCCGACCUGGUCAACAUGGGUAUCAGCGUGGUUAGCUACACUUUAAAGGACAUUCAUGAUGACCAGGAUUACUUACACUCUUUGGGGAAAGCUCGUACCGCACAAGUCCAAAAGGAUGCUCGGAUUGGGGAAGCAGAAGCCAAGAGAGAUGCCGGGAUACGGGAGGCUAAGGCCAAGCAGGAGAAGGUAUCUGCGCAGUGCCUCAGUGAAAUAGAGAUGGCCAAGGCACAGAGGGACUAUGAGCUGAAGAAAGCCACCUACGACAUCGAGGUCAACACCCGGCGAGCGCAGGCUGACCUGGCCUAUCAGCUGCAGGUGGCCAAGACGAAGCAGCAGAUCGAGGAGCAGCGGGUGCAGGUGCAGGUGGUAGAGCGCGCCCAGCAGGUGGCAGUGCAGGAGCAGGAGAUCGCCCGGCGCGAGAAGGAGCUGGAGGCCCGCGUGCGCAAGCCGGCAGAGGCUGAGCGCUACAGGCUGGAGCGCCUGGCUGAAGCAGAGAAGGCCCAGCUGAUCAUGCAGGCAGAAGCCGAAGCUGAGUCCGUGCGGAUGCGAGGGGAAGCCGAGGCCUUUGCCAUAGGGGCCCGGGCUCGUGCUGAGGCCGAGCAAAUGGCCAAGAAGGCAGAAGCCUUCCAGAUGUACCAGGAGGCCGCCCAGCUGGACAUGCUGCUGGAGAAACUGCCCCAGGUGGCAGAAGAGAUCAGUGGUCCCCUGACCUCAGCCAAUAAGAUCACGCUGGUGUCUAGCGGAAGCGGAGCCAUGGGGGCAGCCAAAGUUACUGGGGAAGUACUGGACAUCUUAAGCCGCCUGCCAGAGAGUGUGGAGAGACUCACCGGCGUCAGCAUCUCCCAGGUGAAUCACAACAAGCCUUUAAGGACAGCGUGAGCCUUCAGGCAUCAAUGGUACCUGGACAUGUGGCCCAAGUGGUCUCACUGCAUGCGCCUCCCCUGGCCUCCAAAAGGGGCGCGUCUCUCCUUGCCAAAUAGUCUGUGCCUUGCCUCGCCUGGAGGGUUUGCACCCCCUCCUCAGCCCACUGCCAGUGCCCUUCACCAAGACUUCCUGUUAUCUUACUUCAGCCCAUCCCAACUAUUUAACUUCCUGAUUAAACUAGACUGUUUGAGCCUG